Thlaspi arvense is the source of this 1106-nucleotide messenger RNA. NCBI's taxonomy places the organism in Eukaryota, Viridiplantae, Streptophyta, Magnoliopsida, Brassicales, Brassicaceae. The record is from the annotation of a GenBank genome assembly.
UAUAUAUCUUGUUUCGAACACUGCAUGCUCUCACACUUUGUUGCACCUCCUAAAGACAGAGUGUAUAGAAGAGAACCUUCUUGUCACGCCUCUCUUACUCCUCUCUCGUGGUCCAACAAAAAAAAAACCCUACUUUUCUUCUUUGCUUUCUCUUUUAUAUUCGAUCCUAUAACUUUCAUGCUUUUUCAUCAUCUCUCAUAUCUUCUUAUAGAUUCACAGGAACUGAACUGAAAAGAAAAUAAAGGAAAUGGAAUGGUCAACGACAAGCAACGUAGAAAACGUGAGAGUUUCUUUUGUGCCGCCAUCAUGGCCGGAGUCGAGCUCCUUUAACUCGCUCCACAGCUUCAACUAUGAUCCUUAUGCAGCCGGAAAUUCAUACACGCCUGCCGAUACGCAAACCGGACCGGUUAUCUCUGUACCGGAAUCAGAAAAGAUCAUCAAUGCGUACCGUUUUCCGAGCAACAACAACGAGAUGAUAAAGAAGAAGAGACUAACGAGUGGACAAUUGGCUUCACUUGAGCGUAGUUUUCAAGAAGAGAUCAAACUAGAUUCAGACAGGAAGGUGAAGCUGUCGAGGGAGCUUGGUCUGCAGCCACGUCAGAUAGCGGUUUGGUUCCAGAACCGCCGUGCACGGUGGAAGGCGAAGCAGCUCGAGCAGCUGUAUGACUCUCUUAGGCAAGAGUACGACGUCGUUUCAAGAGAGAAGCAGAUGCUACACGAGGAGGUGAAGAAGCUAAGAGCUAUACUAAGAGACCAAGGUUUGAUCAAGAAGCAAAUCUCCGGUGGGACCACCAAAGCUCACGGUGGGGAAGACACGACGGAGAUUCCAUCGGUGGUGAUAACUCAUCCAAGAACAGAAAACCUGAACACCAAUCAAAUCAAUGGAGGAAAUCAAAUUUACGGUAUUGAUCGGUACAACAAUCCGAUGGUCGUCACUUCCUCUUGCUGGCCGCCUUACCCGUGAUAGCUGUUGCUGAUCUUAGAGAGAGAGAGAGAGAGAGUCUCAAACAGAGCUUUAUAGACUAAGAGUUUAAGUGGUGAUAGACUAAGACAAGCUUUUGCGCAUUGUAACAUCUUAAAACAAACAUAAAUGGAACGUUUUGGUC